GCAGCGCAGGGUGACGCUAGAGGAGGUUUGACUGGGGUUUAGCGGCAGAGGGUUUCACUCGAGUCUCUCAGGACAAGGGACAAGACAACAUCGGGCCUGAAAAGUGUCACCUGGGAAGACCUACAUUGUAGCAGCUCCACUAUCACACCUCACAGCUGGUAGAGAGACCGGAGUGCAGAUGCCUCCCAGGCGGCACGUUGAUAUAAAUCUGCUGAAGUGUGAACUUUCACCUCUCUCCCCUUUGGCCUGUUCUGUAAAGAGCUUCUGUUGUUGAGGAGCGAAGACUCGGCUGUACUUGGCUGUGCAGGAGACACCAGUGAAGGUCGACACACUUGCAGCAGCAACAACAACUACCAUCAACAAGGCCCCUAGUGUCAGACGUCUGUGACAUUCCACAAACGAGUCCAAGAAAGAGGGGGAGUCCAGGAAGGAGACUGAGAGGGAGUGUGAAAGCUAGAGGAUGAGUGUUGUACCCUGAGAAGAUUCCACUCACUUUUUCUCUCUGAAGACUGGACUAGACAGGACACACCCUGUCCAAUAUUGCAAUAGGAACAUUAGUCUCUGGACUCCAUCAGACAAAACAAACCAUUGGAAAAACUAACCACAGUUGUAUUGAUUUUUUGUCCCUCUAGCCCUUUUUCGACACCCACUGAUUUUCACUCAGUUUUUUUCUGCCACUCUGCAAAGAUGGCCCUGUGUAUUUUGUCAUGGGGGCGGACUGUUGAGUGUUGAUCCCGGGGAAGAGGUGACUCACAGCCAGGACCAUGUCUUGGAAGAGGAACUACUUUGCGUCCGGAAGCGGUGGGCUGCAGGGGAUCUUUACCCCACGCACCAUGACAUCCAUCGCCCCCAGUAAAGGACUCAGCAAUGAGCCGGGCCAAAACAGCUGCUUCCUCAACAGCGCAUUGCAGGUACUGUGGCACCUGGACAUCUUUCGCCGGAGCUUCCGGCAGUUGACCACACACAAGUGCAUGGAGGACUCGUGUAUCUUCUGUGCCUUGAAGAGUAUCUUUGCCCAGUUCCAGUUCAGCAGUGAGAAGGUGUUGCCGUCUGACGCGCUCCGCAGCGCCCUGGCCAAGACCUUCCAGGACGAACAGCGCUUCCAGCUGGGCAUCAUGGACGAUGCUGCAGAGUGCUUCGAGAACAUUCUAAUGCGGAUCCAUUUCCACAUCUCAGACGAGACCAAAGAGGACAUCUGCACAGCCAAGCACUGCAUCCCACACCAGAAGUUUGCCAUGACACUCUUCGAACAGUGUGUGUGCAGCAGCUGUGGGGCCUCCUCUGACCCACUGCCCUUCAUUCAGAUGGUGCACUACAUCUCCACCACCUCCCUCUGUAACCAGGCGGUGAGGAUGUUGGAGUGUAGAGACAAGCCCACACCAGACAUGUUUGGAGAGUUGCUCCGCAACGCCAGCACCGUCGGAGACCUACGCAACUGUCCGAGUAACUGUGGGGAGAAGCUGCGUAUCCGUCGGGUGCUGAUGAACUCUCCAGAGAUCAUCACUAUAGGUCUGGUGUGGGACUCUGACCACUCAGACCUGGCAGAGGAUGUCAUCCACAGCCUGGGCACCUGCCUGCGCCUGGGGGAUCUCUUCUACAGAGUGACUGAUGACAAAGCCAAGCAGACAGAGCUCUACCUGGUGGGCAUGGUGUGUUACUACGGCAAGCACUACUCCACCUUCUUCUUCCAGACCAAGAUACGCAAGUGGAUGUACUUUGACGACGCACAUGUCAAGGAGAUUGGACCCAAGUGGAAGGACGUGGUGUCACGGUGCAUCAAGGGCCACUACCAGCCCCUGCUACUGUUAUACGCUGACCCCCGGGGGACGCCCGUGUCAGUGCAGGACCUGCCCUCCCGCCUGGACCUGCACCACUUCAACAAGGCUUACUACGACAGCGAGGACUCGGGCCGAGAGCCAUCCAUCUCCAGUGACACUCGCACUGACUCGUCGACAGACAGCUACUCCUACAAGCACUCCCACUCCCACCAUGAGUCCAUGGCCAGCCACUUCUCCUCCGACUCCCAGGGAACCAUAAUCUGUAACCCGGACAAUGAUGCAGCCUCCCACAGCAGCCUGGAGACCCCAGGCCAAGUGGCGGACAGUGGGUCAGUGCAGUGCCACUCUCUGAGGAAAGGCGGGACAGUGGACAGAAAGGGCGGGGCCAGUGACAGGAGGCGGAGCUCUAGUCGUCCACGGCGACUUGAGGAGAGGAGCCGGGGCUCUAAGACUGACGAGGCCACGUCGGCAGGUUACCACAGCGAGGGUGAGACUCUGAAAGAGCAGCAGGCACCUCGCACCGCAACCAAGUCCUCCUCCUCCAGUCGACUGAGGGACUUCAAGGAGACCAUGAGCAACAUCAUCCACAGCCGGCCCCUCUCCGCCUCUUCCUCGGGCUCCGGGGCCCUUGGGGGUCUAAGGGUUGAGCCGGGGGCCACCACCAAGUCAAGAGACUGGGAGGCCGACAGCACCAGCAGUGAGUCCAAGUCAAGCUCCUCUGGGGGACGCUACAGACCGGCCUGGAGGCCCCGGAGAGAGGUCCUCAAUAUAGACAGCAUCUUCAGCAGGGAGAAACGCAAACAGGCCGGGUAUAGUCCCCUAGGGGCCACCCUGCCUGAAGACAGUGGGGCCCCAGCCGAGGGCCCCACAGGGUCACUCACUGGAAAAGGACAGGAGCCCUUUGGUAAUAUGGCCUCCUCCUGGACCCUGCCGACCCCCAGGGGCCAUAACAUGGAGCAGCAGCCCCCCAGGCUCAUCCAGAGGAUGGAGAGCGGCUAUGAGAGCAGCGAGAGGAACAGUAACAGUCCUGUCAGCCUGGACAUGCCUCUCGGCGAGGGACCCAAUUCUGCUAAUGCACACAGGGACACCGGUCUGAAGAAGCCCUCCAGUUCCAGCUCAGGUCCAUCAUGGCGCACCGUGCCCAAGUCUAAGAGCAGCAGUGCUCUCCUGCAGGAUGUCAAGGCUUCAUGCAGGGGCAACAGCCACAUAAGCCUGGCGGGAGAGGGCCGCAGCGAGCUGGACGAGCUGCAGGAGGAGGUGGCCAGGCGAGCGAGGGAGCAGGAGUUACAGAGGAGGAAGGAGAAGGAGAAGGAGGCCGCCAUGGGCUUCAACCCCAGACCCAGCAAGUUCAUGGACCUAGACGAACUACAGAACCAGGGCAAAGGGGACUGCUUUGAGCGGUGUGUGUCGGACGCUGAGCUGCUGCUAGACCAGUCUCUGCGGCUGGAGCAGGCUGGCGAGUUGUCUGCCGCUCUGUCUGUGGUUAACGAAGCUGUGUCUAAACUCGGGCUUCCCAUGCAUGAGGGCGGUGCUAACACUCAUAGCAGGACAGUGGCUGAGGCCCGGCUGCAAAAGUGCAUGAGGAGAGCGAGGGGCCUGCAGCAGCGCAUGCAACAACAGCAGGAAGACAGAACCCAGCAACAGGAUCAGGAGCAGACAGAGGAGCAGGAUCAGCCCUGUCCCUGUCCCCAGGGGCCCCCCAGUGAACAGCCUGUCCCGAUCAAAAUACUGUUGAUGGACGCCCAGGAGGACCAACCACAAGCAGUCCUGGAAGCCACCAGAAGCACGCCUUCUCCUCUCCAUGUUAAGCCCCUCCCCUCCAGUACAAACUCACUCCUUGAGCCCUCGAGCCACCCCCCUGUCUCUAUGCCCCCAAGCAAUCACACAGGGUCACCCACAGGGGGGUAUGUGGCGAAGGCAAGGGGGAGCUGGGAAGGACUGGAUAUGUCAGGUGUGCUGGAGAACUCCUGCCCUCGUGUGAGACCCCUCCACAAGCACGCUGCCUUCUCCCUGCCUGCCCUGUGUGUGGACGGCUGGGACGAGAGCUAUACUGAGGGAGGCCAUGACCAGCCCCCAGCUCUUCCCAACCACCAGCCAGCUGCAUCCCCGCACUGGAACAGUAUCACCCCAGCCCAGACUCUGCCCACCCCACACCCCCACUCCAGGACACCCUCCCCAGUCAGCCACACCUCAGAGGAAAGGGGCCACGCCAACAUGGAGGAUGCCUACCCCAGACGGCCUUCCCUGGGACCCUCUCAGCCCCCUCCUACCCAUCAGAACCACAGCUCCACUGUCCUGAUCUCCUCCAACACCUCCAGGCUCGGCCCUCCUCCUCCCCCUCCCACCCGGAACUGGUCCGGCUGGAGCCUGGGUCGGCCGGAUGCUAUCGACUCCCCCUUCUACACCCCUCCCACAGAUUCCCACUGUCCUCCACCCGCCCCCAUCCGACCAGGGCGUACCCCAUCCCCAGCGUCUGGGGACUACCGGUCAGGUGCCGCCAUGCCAGUGGAUCACUGGGCAGAGAACGUGACCCGCUUCUACAACUCCCAGCCUGCCCCUGUGGUGGGGUCGCCCUGCGAGGAGCUGUCGGAGCUGGACUCUCUGUACCAGGCGAGCCUGCAGGCCCCCAGCCUGCCCCGGGGCCCACGCGGAGUCAGCCCCCAGCCCACUACGAACAAGCAACCUGCUAGGAAGCUGUUGUCUGGGCUGGCUGCACCUGGCCGCUCCAAGACUCCCACAGCCGAGUUAGAGAGACAUGCCUACAGAACGCCAGGCUACACCAGCAGCCCCAGCAGCCCCACACAACACCCCAAGGUCGGCAUCCACAGGCCUGGGUCAUGUGAGCGACCACUGGGAGAUGACGAGAACUACAGUGCUGAGAACCUCCGCCGCAUCGCCCGCAGUCUGAGUGGCACAGUCAUAGGGGGACGACCAGAACACCUCGCCCCCUCCCGCAGCUUUGAGACCCCAGUUACCAGGAUGCCAAAGCAUGCGGACCCCCGAGUCACCGCACGUCACCCUAGCACGUCCUCCCUGCACCUCCCUCCCUCCUCCACCCACCUCUCUCCACCCGAGCACCAACACCAAUACAUCCACAACAACCACCUCUACAACCCCCCAGCAAUGUCCCAGCACCCCCCUCAGCAGGCAGCGCGGCCCCCCUCCUCGGGGCCCUAUCUGGGACGCUCAGGAGAUCACCAGAAGGGAGACCAGUUUCUGGCUGUGUUUGACCGGGGUGAAGCUUUCUCCCGUGAAAACUACCAGAGUGUUGCACUGAGCUACGGCACGCUGCCGCGGGCACCUCGCAGGGUACCUCCUUCUGGGUCAUCCUCUCUCCCCCAGCCCAGGGAAGGACGCAGCCCCGGCCCUGGCCCUGGGUACUACAGCCGCCCAGACACGGGCUACGCCACCCUCUCCCACCCCCGCCGUUCUGCCCCCCCUAGUGGCACCAUUAACGGCUACAGGCAGCCCCCUCAACCAAGCAGGAUCAACGGAACCCUACCCAUCCGCCUACCUCCCCAACACCACCCAGCUCACCACCGGCUGUCCAGCGAGACCUCCACCCAGCCCCUCCGCCUGGACGUACCCCCGGAUGUUGACUGGAGGACUCCCAACUACAGGAUGGUACCACCAUCCAUGCCCAUGCGGGACGCCCACCCCCUCCAUCAGCCCACCCAGAAGCCUGACCAACCCCGAAUGAGGGCAACAUCCCGCGGCCCCGGUAGUGCCCCACUUUGUUCCCUGUGCCAACAGCUGCCCACCGAGCCCUCCUGCCACUACUGCCAGUCCUGUGGGGCCUACAUGGCCCGCUUCCGGCAUGCCAGCUGAUCCAGCUCACCGUCACCCUAGAAACAGACCCAGUUUACUCCCAACACACACCCCCUCUUUCUCUCUCUGUCUUCUUUCUGUCUCUGUUCCCUGUUGAGCUAUAGAAGUCAGACUCUAGUCCUGAGUGUUAAGGAGACUAACAGCGAUCUUGGGGCACGUUGUUCUAGCCCUUUCGCUUUCCAUUAAUUACUGUCUAUAGUAAAACCCCACCCCAACCCUCUUUAACCAGACAGGCCAACCACUAUCUGGUCCUUAACCUGGUCUAUUGCUAUAGAGUUUAUGUUUAGCCUCGUCUAAGGUUAUUUAAAGAUGAUGUGAUCCAGAGUGAUGCCAACAACAUUGGAAGGUCACAGAGUCCAGGCUGGGUAGAAGUGGGGUUGUGAAAGCCCCACUUGCACUGAGUGUCCACUGAGGUGGAUGGCGAGAGGCAUUGUGCUUCUUGGAGUUUAGUACACCCCUCACUCCCCCAUUGACACAUCAGCACCAACACAGCUGGAGUUCAUGGGUUCCACUGAUGUUCCCAGGGGUCACAAUAAUACCCAUGCUUUGAGGAAGCCUGUUACAGACGAAGAAUGAAGAUGGAAGUUGAGUUAACGUGUUCAGUCAUUAAUACUCUUAACAGGUGUGAGACAGUGAAAUGGAUGCAUCAUAAGGCUGCUUCCUCACACCAACCCUUCCCUGUCUGGAUUGGAAGAGACAACACCCUCUCCUCUCCUCAUUGUAUUACUGACAUUAAAACAGUACCCUCUGAGCUUUCAGAUGUAUUUACUUACUGUACUACUGUAUUUAUACUUUUUAGGGAGCCCUGGGUAAGUAGUGUAUAGAUUGUCAAACUAAUCUAUCGGUCUAACCUGUAUAUACUCUGCCAUAGACCUGCUGUACUUUGCAUUCUUUCAACUAGCUAGCACUGUCUGGUGAUUAGAGCCCUCUUGUAGAAUGGGCCUGUGUAUCUCUCAGAGAGACAGGGCUAAAGACCCUAGACGUUUCUCUUUAGGCUUUCCACAGCCCUGCAGCCAUGCAUGGUUGUUCAGCAGAUCUACGACUGAGGGAAUCGCUCAACUUAGUGUACGUUAUAAAGUGUAUAUGAGAUUUCCUUAGUGCAGUGAAUUUACCUAACUGCGUUAACACAAGUUUAGUGCACUUCAGAAGUGUUAAGAUAGUUUUAUCUGUUGCUGUUUUAUUUCUAUUGACAUUUCUCCCAUUGUUACGGGAGGUGCUCAAUGUUAUUAGCCUAUUUCUGUACUUUAAAGACUUGUGAUAUUUAGAGGAUGGUGAUCUGGAGUGCUAAGGAAGUACAGAGGUUUACACUCAUAGAGAGAAUGUAAUGACAGUGUACACAUCUGUAUUUUAGGAUACUUUACAGAGAACAUAGAUGGGAACUGACUAUCAAGCUGUCAAUUCAAUGGCUUUUAACAAAUCGUACUUGAUGUAUCUUGACCGUUAGAGCAUUUACAUUUUUUCUUGAUCUUUUAUCUUUGUGAUGCGCUAGCAUUGGGGAUGGCUAAUUAGUUCCUAAUUGAAAUCUCAACCCAGAUAUUACUAAGACGUUGAUUUAUACAGUAGCUCUGGAAUACAACAAACGCAAACUUUGCCUCGUUUUUGAGGCAGAUUUUAGAUCUGAUGAUGUAAACUUAUGGAUCAUUAGAGCCUCAAUUACAGUGAAGUCGGUUUUUUUGACUUGGGAGGAAAAGCAAGCUACAGCCUUAUAAAAUACACUUACGUUAUCUACAAUCUGAAAUGAAGGAAAUUACUAAAUUAUGUUUUGUUGCUUUCUACGAUAUUGCUGAUUUGUUUUGGAAUAUUUGUACACUUAUUUUUCUACACUGUAGAUAUGACUGAGGGCAUAUGAAGAGAAUGUAGCUUAAGGAAGAAAGGUUGAGUGUCUUAAGAUAAAACAAUUGCUAAAAUCAUAUGGUUAAUAAAGAAUUUAGGAUGCACAACUGCAGUGCAAUUCACCGGGUGUGAGUGGUGUUGUCCUUCUUUAGGGAAAACAGUCUCUGAAACUGAAAUGUAACUGGAUUGUUGCAGAUGUUAAACACUUAACCAAAGAGUGCCACUUUAGUGAGAGUCAUUUUGAUGAAAAGGAAUUAAUAAUCCUUAGUUUGUGUACAUUAUGCAACACUGCCCCCUCGGGGAUUGCCAGUAGAAGAGCAGGUGACAGGUGUCCAUUUUCUUUUUUUAACAUGCUAAUAUACAGAUAGUGCGACAGCUGAACAGUGAACAUUUGUGUACAGAUAAUGAUAGCCUUCGAACUUAAAUGUUAAGAGGAUGUGUUUUCUUGGUAAUAUAAAGGAAGGUUUCCAUUUUGGACUUAGUCUGUAAAUGCUGUGCUAGCAUAUGGAACUUGUAUUUUUGCAAUAAAGUUGUUAUAAAGUGCUCCAAACAGGAGCAGAGUAUGAA
This is a messenger RNA of Coregonus clupeaformis (lake whitefish), 8006 nucleotides long. RefSeq names its product inactive ubiquitin carboxyl-terminal hydrolase 54. The record is from RefSeq and is a predicted model, not a curated record. The coding region runs from base 765 to 5606 and encodes 1613 amino acids. Gene Ontology annotation, biological process: protein deubiquitination. The transcript has 23 exons. NCBI's taxonomy places the organism in Eukaryota, Metazoa, Chordata, Actinopteri, Salmoniformes, Salmonidae. Gene Ontology annotation, molecular function: cysteine-type deubiquitinase activity.